Rhopilema esculentum is the source of this 6074-nucleotide messenger RNA. NCBI's taxonomy places the organism in Eukaryota, Metazoa, Cnidaria, Scyphozoa, Rhizostomeae, Rhizostomatidae. The record is from RefSeq and is a predicted model, not a curated record.
UGGAGGAGGACAUGAACAUAAACUUCACGUUCUCCAAGCAUGCUUGCGUAUCGAAGAGGAGGACGUAAAUAGAAGGAGAAAUAUUGUGCUUCACAACUUAUAUGUAGCAGACAUGAAAUCUCAUUAAAUACUUAGAAAGAUGGCAAAUACUGGGCUAGGUGCCACGAUCACUGCUGAUGCUAUUAAUGACUUUUUUAGCUUGAAGCCAAAAACGUUAGCCAAAAAACCCCCAUCAUGCAAACAGCUUCCUGACAAUAAAGCGAUAACUGCCGAGCAGAGAAGAAGCUCUGACUCUAGAGAUAUGUAUAGUUUGAUGUCAAAACCCAAUGGAAAUAUUUUUGAUCAAGUAGAAGAGCCACCUGUUGUUGAUGAAGUAUUUGAAAUUGAUACUGAAGGCUUAGAUGAGCUGGAAGAUGCAUCUCAAGAAGUAAAAGGCCCUGAUCAUCCUGCUCUUGAUGUGUAUGACAAUUAUCAAUUUGAUCAUGAAUAUGAUGAAAAUCUUCCAAUCACAAAGAACAGAGAGUGGAUAAUUGGAACCAUAGAAAUGAAUCAAGUCACUAUAAUUGAAGGUACAACUGGGAGUGGGAAAACUACCCAGGUUCCACAGUUUAUACUUGAUUAUUAUCGUGAAAAGAGACAGUAUUGUAACAUUCUUGUGACACAACCUAGAAGAAUUGCUGCUGAAAGCAUUGCUAAAAGGGUCAGUGAGGAACGAAACUGGCCAGUAGGGCAUUUGGUUGGCUUUCAAGUUGGCAGAAAUAGGAAUGUAUCUGAAGACACAAGAAUAACAUAUAUGACAACUGGGGUGCUCCUUCAGAAAAUGAUAUUGAAGAAAAGUAUGAAUGAAUACACUCAUGUCAUUCUAGAUGAGGUCCAUGAGCGAGAUCAAGAUAUUGAUUUGGCCAUGCUUGUCGUCAAGAAGUUUUUAAACACCGUUUCCAAACAUGUUAAGGUGAUCCUGAUGUCUGCCACAUUAGAUUGCAGCCUCUUUUCUAAGUACUUCUCUGUGAUUGUGCGAGGCAAGCUUGAAGAAGCUCCAGUUGUAUCAGUUGGAGGCUGGGCUUAUGAAGUCAAAGAGUAUUACCUUGAUAAUCUACGGACCCAUGGAAAGAUUCCAUUUCAAAGCCUAUCAGAACCUGAGGUUUCAUUUGAAUGCUAUCAAUUAGCAAAAAACCUCAUCAUGGAAUUUGAUAAACGUGAAAUAAGUCUACAACAGUUAGAGGAUGAUGCGAAAUUUGCAGAUAAAAGAGGCAGUGUCCUUGUCUUCUUGCCAGGAUACCCUGAAAUUGAUGCAAUGCACAAACAUCUUGAAAAAGUUGAAGUGGAAAGAAAUUUGCAAGUUCUUAUUCUCCAUUCGCAAAUCACGAGCAUUGAUCAAUCUAGAAUUUUCAUGAAACCACAGUCAGGAAAAAGAAAAGUCAUUUUAUCGACAAAUAUUGCAGAAAGCUCAAUCACAGUUCCAGAUAUAGAAUACGUUAUCGACUUCUGCCUUGUCAAGAAUCUGGAAACAGAUGUGGAUACAAACUACCAAAGCCUGCGGCUUCGCUGGGCUGCAAAAUCGUCUUUGAAUCAACGGAGAGGUCGUGCUGGCAGAGUCGCAAACGGUCUGUGUUUUCGGUUGAUCACUCGAGACUUUUUCUCACGUCUACCGGAAUUCGGAACUCCAGAGAUGCAGAGAUGCCCUCUACAACAAGUUGUUUUGCACGUCAAAAUGCUGAGCAUUGGUGACCCUUGUUCCCUUCUGAAGUUAGCACUGCAGCCCCCAGAAAUAAAUGACAUCAGGAAGACCAUUUUAUUGUUAAAAGAAAUUGGUGCUUUAACAUUGAUGCAAAAUGACAGAAUAAACCCUUUUGAUGGAGACUUGACUGUCGUUGGAAAGGUUCUUGGUUCGCUUCCAGUGGAUGUUAGGGUUGGAAAGUUGCUUAUCCUUGGACAUGUAUUUGGCUGCCUGGAUGAGUGUCUUAUUAUUGCUGCAGCUUUGUCUCUGAAGAGUUGCUUUGCCAGGCCAUUCAAGAAAGACUUAGACGCGUACAGCCACAAAAUGGAAUGGGCCAGAUGGUCUUUCAGUGACUGCAUCGCUGCGCUGCAUUGCUUCCGUGAGUGGAAAUACAAAAAGGAAAGCUCUGGGUUUGGAAGAGAGCUCUAUUUUUAUUGUAUCAAACUGUUUCCUUUUAGUUUGCAAGUUCUUAUUCUCCAUUCGCAAAUCACGAGCAUUGAUCAAUCUAGAAUUUUCAUGAAACCACAGUCAGGAAAAAGAAAAGUCAUUUUAUCGACAAAUAUUGCAGAAAGCUCAAUCACAGUUCCAGAUAUAGAAUACGUUAUCGACUUCUGCCUUGUCAAGAAUCUGGAAACAGAUGUGGAUACAAACUACCAAAGCCUGCGGCUUCGCUGGGCUGCAAAAUCGUCUUUGAAUCAACGGAGAGGUCGUGCUGGCAGAGUCGCAAACGGUCUGUGUUUUCGGUUGAUCACUCGAGACUUUUUCUCACGUCUACCGGAAUUCGGAACUCCAGAGAUGCAGAGAUGCCCUCUACAACAAGUUGUUUUGCACGUCAAAAUGCUGAGCAUUGGUGACCCUUGUUCCCUUCUGAAGUUAGCACUGCAGCCCCCAGAAAUAAAUGACAUCAGGAAGACCAUUUUAUUGUUAAAAGAAAUUGGUGCUUUAACAUUGAUGCAAAAUGACAGAAUAAACCCUUUUGAUGGAGACUUGACUGUCGUUGGAAAGGUUCUUGGUUCGCUUCCAGUGGAUGUUAGGGUUGGAAAGUUGCUUAUCCUUGGACAUGUAUUUGGCUGCCUGGAUGAGUGUCUUAUUAUUGCUGCAGCUUUGUCUCUGAAGAGUUGCUUUGCCAGGCCAUUCAAGAAAGACUUAGAUGCAUACAGCCACAAAAUGGAAUGGGCCAGAUGGUCUUUCAGUGACUGCAUCGCUGCGCUGCAUUGCUUCCGUGAGUGGAAAUACAAAAAGGAAAGCUCUGGGUUUGGAAGAGAGGGCGAAGGAGCUUGGGGAAGGAAGAAUUUCGUGGAAGUGAAAAUGAUGCACGAGGCUGACCAGCUGGUCAAGGAACUCGAAGGACGAUUGCAGCAGAAUAAUAUCAGGCGAAAUCAUGACAGACAGAGAAAUCAAAGAGCUUCUAUGUCGCCAGAUGACUUAUUGAUUCUAAAGAUGGUUAUUUGUGGAGCUUUUUAUCCAUUCUACUUCGUCUCUGGUGAAGUCGACGAUGCUGAGUCCAUUAAAGUUCUUUCAGGACAUGAUCCGUUCAGCACUGUCAUGCUCAAUAAUGUCCCAUCGCCUGGAAUUCUUUAUAAAGAGAAGAUUGCUGCACUCAUGAGGCCUUGUGGCAAAGGGAAAUUCCUGCAUUUUGAGAACUCAAGGUGCUACGUCGAGUUUGCCAGAUCGCAAAUGCAAAGGAACUCGGCUCAGAACCCUGUAUUACCUGCUGUUUACCUUGCCAUUAAAAUGAGGCAAUUGAGAAUGGAUCUGACCAUUUUUAUUCGAAAAGACAACCAUGAAGAUCUUCGGAGGAAACUGGAGUCGCUUCAGAUGUCUAAUACAGAAAGCAAAUCACUGCGUCUCGGCAGCCUAACAACAUCCAUGGAAGGGAACGAUGCGCAAACUGAUCGAAAAACCUUUAACAAGGUUUCCCUUCCAGCGAUGGGCUACACCGAAUUGUUUGUCACAGUGGCCCUAGAAGCCGGGCAUUUCUGGGCCCAUUAUGGCAACCAAGAAACAUUCCAAAAGCUUGCUGAAAUUCAACAUGACAUCAAUGCUAUGGGAGGGAGCAACUUAAAUAGGAUUGCAAAUGGUGUGAAAUUGAGAGCUGGCGAGAUAGUUUUAGCCUGGUUUGAGGAAGAGUACUACAGAGCAGAAGUCAUAGCUGAAGGACGAGUGUCAAACAAAGAUUGUAUGGUAAAAAUUUUCUUCCUCGACUACGGCAAUGUUGACGUCUUGCCACGUGACCAGCUGCGUCACUGCCCCGAACGUUUUCGUCAGUUGCCCUAUCAGGCCUUCGAAUGCUAUUUAUGUGAAAUCCACCCUGUCUACGGCGAUUGGACUGAUGAGGCUAACAUUAGGUUUCGAGAACUUACGCAGGACAAAAAGAUGAUAGCUAAGGUUUACUCCGUGGUUGACAACAGCGUUCGUUUGGAUCUUUAUCUUCCUGACGAGCAUGUUUCCGGUAACAGUAACCAUGUCAACCAAAUUUUGGUAGACGAGGGAUUUGCACGAAAGUGCGAAGAGUCUUAUUCCUCAAAGUUGACCAAGGACAAUUCUGUGAGGAUGGAGAGGGCAAUCAAAGAAAGCAAUAGCCUUUUAAGUAAACUUGAUAAAAAGCCAGAAGCCCAUGAAGUAUUAGAUUACGAUGCAACCAAGGUGAAACUGCGUGGACCCUUUAAUCCAUUUGAGAUGAGCUUUUAUAGCUUGACAAACAAUGGAAGAUUUAGGGCCACGAAUAUCGAGAAAGACUCAGUAAACAGUGUUUUCAUCUGUGAAGAGCCUCAAGAUAAACAUCCAAGGUUUAUGGUCUCGGCGGUCAUUGGUGUAAAUGCUACUGGAAAUACAUUGAUAGCCAGGGAGACAACUGUCAUGCCAAACAUUCACGGCAUAGCUUCCAUUGUACCUGUACUGUUUGCACCAUUUGCUGAGUAUAGGUUAAGUAAAGACAAAAAGAGGAUUAUUGGGGCCAUUUGUGGCCUCGGUUACAUGGAAUCAUCCAACAUACCAAUCCUCCCUGAGCAUGACAUGGAGGUUACCUUUGAUGUAGAGUUCACUCUUAAUGACGUACAGAUGGUAAAUUCCGUCCGAAAGGGAAUAAAUUACGCCUUUAAAGAUGCAGACCAAUGGGGAACAAGCGCACUUGAAAGGAUUCAAAGAUUUUCGAGGAAAAGGAUCUUAGAGCUUCUGCACCAUAAAAGAAACGAAACCAAGCAAACCGACUACUCUAGGCCGUAUGUUUGGAAUCAGAUUCCGGAAUUGGUCCGUUUGAAACCGGCAGAUGAAGAUGGUUCAACCGUCCCGUUGUACGCCUUGCAUUACGGUGUUUUGCUGGACGAUCCUGAUGAAAACAAAGAGUCAGCAUAUACAAUUAAAGAAAGACAAGUGAGGAAUUUGUAUGGAAUGGCUGGAAGGUCAACCGACCCUUUCCAAGAACCAGUUGUAUGUCCAUUAUGUAACGUCGAAUGCAGGCACCCACGUGCACUCGAUCUUCACCUUGAAACUCGCUAUCACCUCCAGGAAGAGCAAAUCCUGCACUCAAACUCUCAGAGCCGGUUGUCCAGCAGCUCCGCGCUUCGAUAACAUGCAGUGUAGCCGUUUAUUAAGAUUUGAUACAUUUUUCCCUAUCUAUAAAAUAGUUUGUUCACUUUUAUAAUUCAACCCUACGUUUGUUUAUAUUCGUUUUGUUUUCUAUAUAGAGAAUUUUUUUGUGUAUAUACAAUCUUUGCAAAAAAUUAUCAAAGUAGCUCGUAUAUCAUUCAGGUGCUGCCCCAGUGGCCUAACCAAACAACGCUUUUUAUUUUAUGGUUUAACGACUUUUUGACACGAUAUAAAUGUGCACCGAUACUGUGUUUCUUAUCUUACAAUCUUUUGUGAAAAAGGAUCGUUUUGAAAUAUAAGAUCUCCAACGAAGGUUGCACACAGUUAUAGGUAUCUUAAGGGUGAUUAUUUUAAGUUCGUUUUUAAGCAUAGUCUCUAAAGAAUAUGUUUUCCUUUUGUAGAAUUAAUGCUGUUUUAGUAAACUAUGGAUAUCAAAAUAUUUAAAUUCACUUCUUUGUUGUUGGAAAAUCACUUCAAUAACGCCCUAACAUUAAUACUAGGCUCUUGUGCUUCUAAUGUUGCCUAGUAUAAUCCAUUGGCUGUUUUAUUAUGUCUAACUAAAGGAAUUAUAUAAGACUUAAAUUGUUGAAUUGUUUAACAUUAUCAGUGUUGUGUUUUCAAGUAUUAUUUUCUUAGUGAUAUUUAGUUAUUCAAAGGCGAUAAUUUUCAUGGCCUUUAUUGUACAAAGACUUAACUAGUUUUGUGUUAUUUUUUUUUAAAUUACUUUUUAGUGAAGUCUGUAGAAUCAUGCCCUUUGUGUUAAAUUUCA